Diorhabda carinulata is the source of this 5580-nucleotide messenger RNA. Its product is annotated as zinc finger protein 41-like. The coding region runs from base 507 to 1787 and encodes 426 amino acids. The transcript is spliced from 5 exons. The record is from RefSeq and is a predicted model, not a curated record. Gene Ontology annotation, biological process: regulation of transcription by RNA polymerase II. Lineage: Eukaryota; Metazoa; Arthropoda; Insecta; Coleoptera; Chrysomelidae. Gene Ontology annotation, molecular function: DNA-binding transcription factor activity; RNA polymerase II cis-regulatory region sequence-specific DNA binding.
AGUUUGUUAUGAUGAUAAUUUCUGUGAUCUACAAUACGUUCGCUUUUAGGAUCAAGGAAAAAUAGUUUCCACUCUUUAUUUUAUAAAAAAACGAUUUAGGAUAUUUUCUUAUACAAUUUACUUCCGCUACAUAAAACCUUUCUUCAAAAUAAACCAUAGAUACAUUAGUUUAUCAAUUUAAUCAAAAUAUGAUAAGUGGUCUAUUGUUAUUGAUAAAAAUCUUCUAAAAAUAUAGUCGAAAUAUUAAAACAGUACCAAAAUGCAGUUUUUAUUGGAAUAGUGUUAUAAAUAUUCAUUUAAAUAUUUCGCGCCAUAGUUCAAAUCUGGAUUAUAUACAUCCCUCAAUCGUUCGCGAAUCCCUUGCUACGCCAUUCCCCCUAUAAUUCAAUAUUAGGGUGAAUAGUAAAAGGGUGAAGGGAAAGGGUAGUGAAUUAUUUCAAGUGAAUUGAAUGACGUUCUCCAAAAUAAACCGCAUAGGAUCAUAAACGUAUAUAUGAUGUCACAUUAUGAACUUUCCAUCAUUUGGAGGCCAUUUUGCUACAGCUCUACCGACUAUUCAUCAAUUUGCAGCAAAAUUGACUCAAGGAAAUGUUUCGACAUCUUUGUGUCCCCCAUCAGAAACUAAUCAAAGAUACACCGCCAAUGGAAUACCAACCUUCACCCAACACCAUCAUGCCAAUCCACAACAGUUACUAGGCACUGUGAAUGCCAGUAAAUUUCAAAAUAAUUAUCUCAACCAGACAAUAUAUUCACAAUCAUCAUCUAUCAAUGGACAAGAAAAAAGACAGAUUUUCGAGCCACAAGAGCUGGCACAAGAAUUGUGUGCCGUUAUGUUACAACAAAGUCAGCACCAAGAAAAACAAAAAGAUAAGAUUAAACAAUUAGAGACAAGAUCUCAACCAACUCAAAAUCAACAAAGAAUUGCUACACAACAAUCUCAAAUCAUCCAAGAUGAUAAUCAAAAUCAGAAUAAUUCUUCAACCCUCUCUUCGGCAUGGCAAUCAUUAUCAUCUCCCACUACUACUACAGUUGCCAACUAUUUAUCACAUCUUCCAACUUCUUUGAGUAUUCAUCAUUUUCUAAAAUACUCUACAGAAAAUUUUAAAAAAGAUAACAAUCAACAGUUGAAUAUUCAAAAUAAUGGUGAAGCUAAUAUUUUACAAAAUAACAAUGUGAAUCUCAAUUUGAAUACACCAAAUUUUACAUCAUCGAAUAAUUUAAAUACAGGACAAAUUCAAAAUACUGUACAAUCUAAAAAGAAGAAGAAAAAACCCGAAAAAGAACGUAAACCUAGACCAAAACCAGGUGAAAUACGUCUCACGACUGCCCUGGACGGUUCAACAUUAUACUGUUGUCCAGAGUGUCACAUGGCGUAUCCAGAAAAGGAGCUUCUAGAACAACAUUUAGUAGGUCACACAUUAGAACGCCGAUUCGUUUGUGACAUUUGUGGCGCAGGUUUAAAAAGAAAAGAUCAUUUAACUAGACACAAACAAUCGCACAAUCCCGAGAGACCGUACGUUUGUACAGUUUGUCUGAAAGCAUUCAAAAGAAAGGAACAGUUAACGUUACAUUUCGUUAUACAUUCUGGAGAAAAGAGACACAUGUGCCCAGAAUGUGGUAAGGGAUUUUACAGAAAGGAUCAUUUAAGGAAACAUACCAGAUCGCAUAUUGCUAGAAGGGUGAAAGCGGAACUCUCACAACAAAGUACAUCUCAGGCACUACAUCUCCAAGUGCCAGCUCCAACUGCUUCCAAUAAUUUAACGAUUUCCCCUUGUAUUCUUCCGUAAAAAAGCAUUAUUGCAAAAACGUACGAAAAUUCUAGUACUAAAUGUGAUGAAGAAAAGAUAUAAUUACAAAUAAUUGGCGUGGUAAUAUUUGGCUGUGAUAAUUUUAUUUAUUAUAAAAAUAGUAUAAUGUAGAUUUGAUCUACUUUAUAUUACAAAUUGUUAGAAUGUAGUUUAUUACUGGAAUCGAAAUCAAAACGAAAAUUCAAAAUUUGUUCUAUUUUUUGUUUAUGUACAUAUAUUGAGUGUAAAUACAAAGAAUAAUAUCGGAAACUCCGUUAAUGUACUUCAAGAAAUUGCGUUAUUGGUCAUUUCAAACCAAAAGGUUUAGUUUCAUCCAGCAAUACUUUCAACAUAUCUACAUAACCUAAAAAGUCUUAAAUUCAAAAACUUUGAAUGACUACCAACAUCUGAUGUCGAUGAAACUUAGCAUGUGAGGGGUGGAGGUAAUGCUAGAGAAAUUCAGAAACGCCUCCUGGAAUCAACUCCAUUAUUUUGGGCUGGUUUAGUAACCAGGAAAAGGGGAUUCUGAGCGCCGAGAUCGAGUGUUUCUAGAAUGAAAGUGUAGAUGAGGGAAUCCAAGAAAUUGAGUGAUUGAAAAUCGCAUUUACUUAACUUCAAUAUAGGAAUCUGACACGCAUACUGUUUUCGACAAUCAUAGCUCUCACAAAGAAACAAUAAAUCGGUUUACAAUUGUUUAUUCAGUUCUGGUUUUUCUCGGAAAAUGUUUCUAGAUGAGGGAGCUUGGAUUCUAAUUGAUUGAAACGAGUUUUGGAGAGCUAAUCUUCAAACCUCCCUAUUUCAGUUAAACAGUUUUUGUUGAGUAAGCGACCUUCGGAGUUACAAAGUUGAGCAUCCCCAAGAGAAUCAGUUAGAUAAAAAAAUAUCGAAUAAUUGAUUCGAAUUUAAUUAGUGGUUACCGAAAAUAUCAAUUAAUCAGCAGAUUGCACUAACCAAAAAAAAUGGGGAUUUAUUUAUUUCUGUUUAAAUAGUUUGUAUUUAUCUUCUCCAUCGCCCGGACGUGAACUAAGAAUAUUUUAUUGAAUGCAAAUAAAUAAUAUACUAAAUCAUUUAUGCAAAUUAACCAUUCAGGAGUUACUUCUCCCGCCCUUGUCCCCUUCAUUUUUUUUUAAUUUUACAGAAUGAAUUCCCAAGUAAAACAAAAAUUUUGUAUAAAAAUAUUUUUUAGUAUCUUUUUGAUAACAUAUAUCGAAUUGUGUCUUUGUUUUUAUACACAUUAAAUGUGCAUCUGUGCAUUGGUUUAAAGAUAACUUUAAUUAUAUUAAAAGUUUUAUUAAUAUUUAUACAUACACAGAAAGAACUUUGUUUUAUCACCUUGUAUAUUGUUUCAAAUCAUUAAAAAUGCUGGAUGUUUUCGCCCUUUUUCUUCAAUAAAAACAAUGCAUUUUUUCAUAAAUUCCAUUAUGUUUCUGGAACAACUAAAGAUCUGACAAUAAUGUUAUUGAAACCAGGAUAAUAAUGCAGUCUGUUCAAAAUGAUAUACGAGUUAUUUGUUGUUCACUACACAGGGAUAUAGGGCAGAUGUGUUUAGGGGAGUCCAGAAUAUGACGAUUGGGGCCAAUUUACCUCUAUAGCAAGUUGCAUCCCCGAGGAGUUAUAAGGUCUCAAGGUAGAGCUUAACAUUUUGAGUAAAAUCAAUUUUUUGCAACUCUUCAAACGAACCAUUCUAGAGGGGCCCUGUGCGAGAUGGAAUUAGGGGGGCAAAAUUUUGCAAAUUUAAGUGUUGAAUUAUAAUUAUGCAUUUUAAGCCUCUCUAGAAUACUUUUUGUCAGUGUUAUAUCUAUAUUCCUACAUUGGAGCUGUAGCUAACUUAAUCUUUAAAAUAUCACAAAAGUUUUUUCAUAUAUCAAUUGAUUCAGAAAAUUAUAUUUUCAUACCAUGGAUAAUUUAUUUUUUUCAAAAAAUUUGUCAUUCUCAAAGAAAAUUCGAAUAAGCAAAAACAUGUUUUCAACAAUGUUAUUUAAAAAAAGUCAAGAGUUCACUAUGAAUUUGUUCAUCAAAUCUGACAAUUCGAAAAUAAACAUGUCUUUGAUUUUUUUGACUCUUUCUUCAAAAUGAUAGUUUUAUGAAAAAAAAAAAUUGACAGAUACAAAAUUUUUGUGAAAUUUUCGACAUUUUAGGCUCUACAACUUGAUAUAGAGGGGAGAUUGCCCCCGAUCGUCAAAAUUUGGCUUUCCCUAUAUGUGUCCGUUCUUAAGCGGAAUACCCUGUAUAUUACAAUUUAUAACAUUGAUUUUAAUUGAAUUUAACUUUAAACCAAUCUUAUUAGAUGUUAUAUAUAUAUGCCAUAUGAGUACUAGAAUUAUAAAAAAUAGAGUUUAAGAAUGUAGAAUUUUAAGACACCCUAGUCAUUUUUGAGGCUACCUCAUAUUACUCAAUAAUGUGAUAAAAAAAACUAACUCUGCGUGUGCGUUUUUAUUUUAAAACAUGUAUGGUAUGGUACAAAAAAAUUUGCUUUAUAUAACAGUACAAACCGGUUAUGUUAAUUGUGAGUCUAUUUAUUUUUAUUGUUGUCUUAUUUGUUAUCUGACUGUAUGUAGAGAAAACUGACACAUUAUUAUACAGGGUGGGCAGGGAAAUUCAUUUCUUGAAAAGAACAUCAUCCAGGUGUGCACCAUCGCGCCGCAAACGUUCCUCGAAUCUAGAUCACAAAUUUUAGUCUUCAAUUGAUUAAGCGUGGCUGGAUUAUUGAAUUAGACUCUACUUUUCAGGUAUCCCCACAUAUAAAAAUCCAGUGGUGUUAGGUCCGGACUUCUAGGCGGCCAUGCAAUGUCACCUCUGCGAGAUAUCAUGUGGUUUACGACCGCCAAAGAGGCAUUAGAAAUAUAACAUGUCGCACCAUCUUGUUGAAACCAUGUCGUACGAUUAUAAGCUUCAAAUUGUUGCAACAUGGCUAUGUAUCGUUCAGGAUGUACAGUGACAGAUUGGCCCUGUUGAUUUUGAAAGAAAUAGGGUUCGAUAAUUCCGUGUUGCUGAUAUGGACGCCCAAACGGUUACUUUCAGCAAAUGCUAAGGCUUUUGAGGUUUUGCACGUCGGUUCUCUGCAGCCCAGUAACGGCAAUUCUGUCUAUUGACAUGUCCAUUUAAGUGAAAAUGGGUUUCGUCAGAGAACAGAAUAUUCUAACAAAAGCUCGUUUUAAAAUUAAAUAAUUUGGCUGUAAUUCCCUAAGUUGAAUUUUAUACUGGUGCAAUUUCAUGUUCUUUCGACAGAAUGCGACGCAAAGAUGUUUUGGAUACCACAAGUUGAUCGAUAGACCAAGAUUACUGAAGCUCUAACUGUGUCUUCUGUUCUUAUUGAUCUUGGGCGUCCCGUAGGCUUCUGAUUCAGAGUCGAACCAGUAGCUUCGAACUUUCUGACCCAGGUUCGAAUUACACUUUCCUUCAGACACUGAUUUAUGUUAUGUAAUCCAAACUCACGUCGAAACAAACGCCAAAUAAUAGAUUGCAGAAUGCACGUUGUACUCCGGUGAAGUGAUCCCUACCAAACGCGCAGCUCCCUCUCAUAACGUUCAAACGCAAGAGAGUUUGUUAAAUCGUAAGCCUUUCUGGCCCACCCUGUAUCAAUAAUUUCUAUUUGAUUCCUAUUUAACUUGUAGCGUGAUGUGUAUUUUUGUAAUUACUGACUUAUGAUACUCAAAGUAUGCCAAAUUGAAAAAAAUCAUCAUAUUUCAAUAUGAUUUUCAAUUUUCUUACAAAUUAGUAUAAAACAACUAUAUUAAGCUUUUUAUAAUUAUUUUUCAACAUUAUUUAUAGAUAAUAAAAGCUUAGCCAUUAG